Messenger RNA from Armigeres subalbatus, 1604 nucleotides. Its product is annotated as probable cytochrome P450 308a1. Gene Ontology annotation, molecular function: monooxygenase activity; oxidoreductase activity, acting on paired donors, with incorporation or reduction of molecular oxygen; heme binding. The record is from RefSeq and is a predicted model, not a curated record. Lineage: Eukaryota; Metazoa; Arthropoda; Insecta; Diptera; Culicidae. The coding region runs from base 1 to 1518 and encodes 505 amino acids. The transcript has 4 exons.
AUGAUCGAAGUUUACAUCGCACUCGGGGUGUUGGCCAUUUGUCUCUACUUCAAAUGGUCCUGCAGCUAUUGGCGCCGAGUUGGUAACAUCGACGGGCCACUACCGCUACCUAUUUUUGGAAAUGGAUGGGAACAGAUCACUGGAGGCAAACAUUUUGGAGAAAUUUUUGAAGAAAUCUAUCGAACGUAUCCAACGGCUUCUUGGGUCGGAAUCUACGAGCUCUUCAAUAAGCCCGCCAUAGUCGUGCGGGAUUUGGAGCUGGUCAAGGAAGUUCUAGUGGGAAGCUUCCAGCAGUUCAAUAAAAAUUCAUUCGAGGUUGACGAAUCAAUAGAUCCAUUAGUGGCUAUUAAUCCGUUUACUCAAUCUGGUGAUCUGUGGAAAGAAAGGCGUGCUCAAGUGGUGCCUGUGUUCUCUCAAACGAAGAUACGGUCUUGCUUCCCAAUAAUCAACAAUGUCGCUGAGAACUUCUUGGAUUACAUCACAAAAACACGCGAGAACAGUCCAGACUUUGAAGCAAAAGAUAUUUGCGCCCGGUUCACGAUUGAUUCCGUUGCCAGCUGUGCUUUCGGCAUUGAUGCUGAAUCGUUCACCAAUCCGGAUUCCGAUUUCCGUCGGGUGGGCUUCGAGUUGUUCAAUCCGAGCUCAUUCCUGACGACGUUGCGCACGUUGCUAACGUUGUUUGCUCCGAAAUUGGCGUCCCUGCUACGUUUGCCUUUUGUUCCUCGGCACGUGGAUCGCUGGUUUCGUAAAUUGGUAAAUGAAAUUAUUCGACAGCGCAAACAGGGCGAAGUAAAACGCCAAGAUCUUUUCCAAGCCAUGUAUGAUUCCCUAACCCAGAAUGGAACCGUAGUUGUAAAAGGUAGUGAAAUCGUCGGCCACUCGUUGACAUUCCUUACCGAGGGAUUUGAAACGUCCAGCACGUUGAUGUGUUACUUCCUCUACGAACUGGCAGCUAACCAGCACAUUCAGGAUCGUGUGUUGAAUGAGAUCGAUUGCGUCCUGAAAGAGUACGACGGGAAACUCACCGAUGAAGCCGUUAAUAAGUUGGUGUACAUGGAACGAGCGAUGCUAGAAACAUUGCGGCUGCACUCUCCGGUAUAUACCAUGACGAAGGUUUGCAUAGAAGAUUAUGAAUUGCCUACGCAGUAUUCGGAUGACCGUGGCAAGCGGAUUACGCUGAAGAAAGGGAUGUCGGCGAUAAUCCCUAUACAUGCUAUUCAUCUAGACCCAGAGAACUACCCCGAUCCUUAUCGUUUCGAACCGGACCGAUUUUUGGAUGAGAAUCGUAAGGCACGCCACCGUUAUGCGUUCCUUGGAUUUGGUGAGGGUCCGAGGAUUUGCCUGGGCAUGAAGUUUGGGUUGACUCAGAGUAAAAUCGGUAUAGCCACUCUGCUCAGUAAGUUCCGGGUGGUGCAAUCAGACAAACAAGAGUUACCUCUGGAAAAAUCGAAACAGUCGUUCCUGUUAGCACCAAAGAAAGGGAUAUGGGUAAAUUUUAAUAACAGAAACUCUCCGUAAUUAUAGGAUGGUUCAAUGAUAAUCAUUCUUGAGCAUAGUGCCCAUAAAUUCAUAAAAUUCCUCAGUUUGCUUGAUUAUCUAUCUAC